GAUAGACUGAUGCCCAGACUUGUGGAGGUCGAAGCACGAAAAGAAACGCACCAUACCCGCCUAGGCAAACUCCGUCUAAGCCAACCCCGUCGUUCCUGACUUCAUCCCUCUCCCGACCACGUCUGAGCAUCCAUCUUCCAUCCAUCAUGGCGAUGGCGGACACGUACAAAGAUCUUAUUGUUAAUGUGUAGCUUGGCAUCUAGGAAGCGCCGACAUCUGCAAGCCGACCCCGCUCUUACGGAAGCGAGCAGUACUACAACCCAUUGCGAUGACCAGCUCGAGACCACCCACGUCUCCAUCUCAAAGGCCUUCCAUGUGGGUCUGUGCGUCGUGCGAGGCAUACGCAUUCUCUCCUCUUGCUGCGUCGGCAGUCUCGUAGCAUGGCUUUGGGCUCUCGAUUGUGUAGCACAUAUCUUCGUUCAUCCUAUUGCGCGUUGUGAGAAGCCAUCUAUCUGCAUGAACUCCUGCGCAAGCCUCUCCCAAUCUGAAGUCGGAAAUGCGACUGCAUCGCACGUAUCAACCGAAACUCAACAUCUACACCGUCUAUGCGAGUCGCUAUCCUUCGACUUUUCAAUAUCACAUUUCAACGCUCUUCAGCGCGCUAUAGGCUACAAAGAUACCAUCGAAGACGCCAUCUGCUUGUUUGUAGAUCUAUGUGUCGACCAAUGCACACCCAGAAGGGUGUCAUAUGGAUCAUGAUGGUCUCUAACGCGGAUGGCAUACUUCGAGGCCGACAAUAGGCGCUCCACAACAAGUCAGGGCAGUUGGGCCUUGCUAGCACAACUCCUGGCUGCCUCUCUAGUGAUUUAGAACAUACGAUAUUAGAGCAAGCAUAUGUGCUUAGAGGAGAGU
Alternaria alternata is the source of this 852-nucleotide messenger RNA. RefSeq lists its product as hypothetical. The transcript has 2 exons. The record is from RefSeq and is a predicted model, not a curated record. NCBI's taxonomy places the organism in Eukaryota, Fungi, Ascomycota, Dothideomycetes, Pleosporales, Pleosporaceae. Bases 184 to 699 code for a protein of 171 amino acids.